UACAUCACACUUCAUAAUUUUUUUUUUUUUUUUUGGUCUAAGCUCUCACCCCUAUACUACCUCUUUCUCUUUCUUCUCUCUCUUUAUCCUUCUCUCUAUCUCUCUACCUUCACCAGGUUUGCUCUGAGCACCGUUGAUACUACCCGUCUCUAACCCAUCUCCAAUCUUGCUUCAAUCAUGGCUGCUUUGGCAUUUGUUUUGCUUAUUUUGGCCUUAACUACUGGCCAGUCAAGUGCAAAUUGGUGCGUUUGCAAGGAUGGACUAAGUGACAGUGUUCUACAGAAGGCCCUGGACUAUGCCUGUGGAGCUGGGGCUGACUGUAAUCCUAUCCAUUCAAGUGGGGCUUGUUAUAACCCCAACAAUGUUAAGGCUCACUGCAGUUAUGCUGUGAACAGCUUUUUCCAAAAGAAGGGACAGUCUCAAGGCACUUGUGAUUUUGCUGGUGCUGCUUCUCCUACCACAACUGACCCUAGCACAACUGGAUGUACCUAUCCUGCUACUCCCAGUGCUGCUGCAGGCAGCAGUAAUACAACCCCGACCACCGGCACAACCCCGACCACCGGCACAACCCCGACAACCGGCACAACCCCAACCACAGGCACAACCCCGAUCACCGGGACAACCCCAUCGACAUCCACAACACCUACAACUUCCACAACCUCUCCAUACACUACUACACCUGCUGGACCAUUGGGAGGGAUCGGCACUGGUGUAGGCCCAACAGGAGCUGGCAUCACGACAGAUGACAGUGAGGGUUUCAGACUUGCAGGCACUAGUUUGUUUUCUUCCUCCAUAACCCUAUUCUUUUCAGGCUUGAUGCUUUGGUGGGGUUGAAAAGGAAAAAUAAGGGGGGUGUUGGUUGGGUGGGGUAGGGUGGCAAAGAGAGGUUGUGAUGCUGGCUGGAUUUCAAUGUGCAGUUGUUUGGGCAUAUGCAAGUGAUUUCUGCUGUUUUGUAGGUUUUCAUCAUCUGAAAGACAACCUUGCUAAGUUCUUUUUUUUUUUUUUUUUUCUUUUGUUUUUAUCUUCUCCCUUAUAUAUGGGAAAAGAAGAUGGGUUUUUGAUUCCUUUUGGUAGUAUUUGAUUAACUAGUGGGACUGUGGAGCCUCUCUCUCUCUCUCCCCAUCUUUAUUCUCUUUUUGUACAUCUAGAUCUAAAAGGGUAGUAUCUAUUAAUUUUAUGGAAAAGUUGGCGCUCCAUGUUUCCUUGUUUGUACUGGAGAGAACUUUUGCUAUAUUACAUGGUACGGUCACUUAUUUUUA
Molecule: messenger RNA, 1259 nt
Organism: Ziziphus jujuba (common jujube)
Lineage: Eukaryota; Viridiplantae; Streptophyta; Magnoliopsida; Rosales; Rhamnaceae
Product: PLASMODESMATA CALLOSE-BINDING PROTEIN 3
Exons: 4
Coding region: 178-834 (218 amino acids)
Source: RefSeq, a predicted model, not a curated record